Molecule: messenger RNA, 2762 nt
Organism: Equus caballus (horse)
Lineage: Eukaryota; Metazoa; Chordata; Mammalia; Perissodactyla; Equidae
Gene: METTL21C
Product: methyltransferase 21C, AARS1 lysine
Biological process (GO): peptidyl-lysine methylation
Cellular component (GO): cytoplasm; cytosol
Molecular function (GO): protein-lysine N-methyltransferase activity
Source: RefSeq, a predicted model, not a curated record
UUCUACUGUCUUGCGAUAAAGCCUCAGAUGAAAGGGGAGCAGCCCUAUGUUGGUCCAAAUCCCAGCUUCUCAUCCAUGAUGUCUUUAACCCCUCAAUCCACAAGUUCUCUCCUCUCCAGCCGGCUCCAAUUAUGGAUGUGUGUCUGAGCUCCGAGCAGCAGCCCGGGCACCUGAACGAAGGACCGAGCACCCCAGAUGGCUGGUUAGAGGCGAAGGAGGAGGGGGCGCUCCACGAAGAUGGCACCGGCGGACCCCCAGGAGAGUCUAACAAGAUAGAACCAUCUCUUCAGAGUCUCCAGAAAUUUGUUCCUACUGAUUAUGCCAGCUACACUCAGGAGCACUAUCUGUUUGCAGGCAAGAAGAUUGUCAUUCAAGAAUCGAUAGAGAGUUACGGAGCGGUGGUGUGGCCAGGGGCAACGGCUCUGUGUCAGUAUUUGGAGGAACACACAGAGGAACUGAAUCUCCAAGAUGCUAAAAUACUUGAAAUUGGUGCUGGACCAGGCCUUGUUUCCAUUGUGGCCAGUAUUUUAGGAGCUCAAGUCACAGCAACGGAUUUGCCUGAUGUCCUAGGAAACCUUCAAUACAAUCUUUUAAAGAACACACUAAAAUGUACAGCACAUCUGCCUGAAGUGAAAGAACUGGUGUGGGGAGAGGGCUUGGAACAAAACUUCCCCAAGUCAAGUUUUUAUUACGAUUACAUUCUGGCCUCUGACGUGGUCUACCACCAUUACUUCCUGGACAAGCUGCUCACCACCAUGGUGUACCUUUGUCAGCCAGGGACGGUGUUGCUUUGGGCAAACAAGUUCAGAUUCAGCACCGAUUAUGAAUUUUUAGAUAAAUUCAAGCAAGUUUUUGAUACAACACUCUUGGCCGAAUUUCCAGAGGCAUCAGUCAAACUUUUUAAAGGAACACUAAGAUGGGACUAAAUUAAACAAAUGUCUCUCAAAACAUUAGUGUGUCUGUUGAGCAGUGUUAGAAAUUGUAUUGUUAAUAAAAGACUUCUUUUAUAAGAUUGAGAAGAUAGUGCAUAAAAAUAACUCAUAUGCCUAGAAUAGAUAUAACUCAGUAUCACAGCCGCUUUCCAGACUAACCUAUUUAAGAUUAUCUGGUUCAUCUAAACAUUCGGAAAGAAUAACAUGAAAACAGAAAAGUAGCUUUGUUGGCUUCCAAAAGUUUAAUAAAUUUGACAAGAAUAAAUUAAUACACAAGUGGGUUUCCCUUUGUUAUUUCUGCUGUAGAUCACGGUUUUAAACUUGUCAAUAUACUUUUGUCACAUGAUGUUGGAAACUGAGCUUGACAGUGUCCUUGUGCCUUAAUUUGAAGAAGCUGCUUAUAUGCAUUUUAACUGUAGCAAAGGGAGAGAAUACUGAGUGACAGGAAACAGUUACAGGUUUAACAUUGAUUAAAAGUGAAAAAUACCAAAACAGGGCUGGAAUGAGGAAAUGGAUGUUGUCUUAGGAACUUCUUAGGAGAAGUUACUCUACAAAUACUCUCCUUUUGUGUCAGUUGUCUAGGACCACUUCAAGUUAGAUUUCUGGAUUGUCUGCUUUUUUUUUUAAUAACUGAUCUAUAAUUAAAAUUCUUGGAAAAGUAGGAAAGAAUGGACUUUUUGUUUGUUCUCAUAAAGGAAGGCUACAAAACAAUGUAAAACAAACAUCAUAAUUAUAAAAUGUUAAAGGCUUCUCCUUUGAGACAGGGGAAGAAUUAAAAGUUCCAGCUAAUGCCAUUUCUCCACAUUUUACUAGAGAUUUUAGUCAAUGUUGUAAAGGAAGGGAAAGAAAUAAAACCUGCAAAUUCAGAAUGGAAGGAAUAAAAGCAACACUGUUCCUGGAUGAUACGACUGUCGUUUACACAAGACAGGCCAGCAAACUUUCUCUUGAAAGGGCCAGAUGACAAAUACUUUAGGCUUUACAGGCUACAUACUGUUUGUGCAGAAUUUUUUUUUUUUACAAUGAUUUAUAAAACUGCAAGAACCAUUCUUAGCUUGUGGACCCUGUAGAAACAGGCUAUGGGUUGAUUUGACCUGGAGGCCAUAGUUUGCUGACUCCUGAAACUGGGAAUAAUCUACAAUGGAACUAUUGGAAUUUUUAAGAGUUCAGCAAGGCUGCCAAAUGUCAAUAUAUAAAGCUCAAUGGUUUUAUGAAUUCGAACUAUAGAUAGUUAGAAAAUGAAAUUUAAGUAACGAUAUCACUUACAAUAGCAAUAUUAAAUACUUAGGAUAAAUCUAACAAAAGAUAUACAAGAACUCUACAAAAAUGUAUAGCCGCAUUGAGACAAAUUAAAGAUAACAAGUAAAUAGAGAGACACCCCAAGCUUGUGCACCGGAAGACAUUAUCAAGUUGCCAGUUUUUUCCAAAUUGAUCAAUAGAUCACGUGCAGUUUCAUGUAAUCUUUCUUGUGGAUCUUGUCAAACUGAUUCUAAAAUUAUAUAAAGAUCAACAGUCUAAGAAGAGUCAAGGCAUUCUUGAAGACGAACCUGGUGGGAAGAUUUGCUCUACAAGAAAUCAGAGGUAUUUUAAAGAUGUAGUGAUUGAGAAAACAAUUAGUAUUAGUUGCUAAUACUAAUACACAUUGGUAUUUCUUAAUACACACACACAUUGGUAUUUCUUUCUUUUUUUUUUAAAGGAGACACACAGGAGGGAAGGCCAGGUGUUUCCCUGUACAAUUUAUGUUUAGAUGGUCUCUUUUUUUUUUUUUAAAGAUUGGCACCUGAGCUAACAUCUGUUGCCAACCUUCUUCUUUGUUUUCUUCUUUCUUUGUUC